UCCUGCAGAGACCUUGAUUCAACAACACACUUUGGAGUUGUAUUUGCUCAUCGGACAUAUCCAGAAAUGCAUCGCUUGUUGACUCUCUUGAUAUUGGCAGGAGCCACUGAAAUAGUGGUAUCGACACUUUACAGUGUAGGGAAUGGUGUUUCGGAAGUAAAAAUAUCCAAGCAGAAUUUAAUUGAUUUGUGCCCCAAACUUUUGUGCGGAACCUCAAUUGUUAAUAUGACCUUUAAGAAGAGUGAGCUUGAAGCGUGGAAAGUAAAUGUUAAAGGUAUUAGUCCUGUACAAGGCUCGUGCAUUCCCACAGUGAGUCAAGAUAGCAUUUCAUCAACUGUGUCAUGGCCACUUGGAAAUACUCAAUGUGGGACAAUAUUAACUGUAAAUGCAACUCAUGCCACAUAUGCGACUAGUUUUGAGUUGCCACCUGAUCCGACCUACAUCAUCUACAGAGAAGCCAUUUUUCUAAAGGUGUCCUGCUCAUACCCUUUGGAUAUGAUCACUUCCCUUAACACAACAUUGAAGCCUGAUUUAAGUGUAAUACACAUCAUCAUUGAUGGUACUGGGCUCUUUAAAGUGAGCAUGACUCUUUUCCAAGACCCAAGCUACUCCACACGCUAUCCAGUGGCAAAUCCCACAAUAUCAACAGAGUCGAUGCUAUAUGUUGAUGUCAAAAUCGAUGAGGGGGACAUCUCAGCAUUUUAUCUAGUGAUGAUAAACUGCUUUGCCACACCUACAAAUAGUAUUUAUGAUCAAAAGAAAUAUGACAUCAUCAAAGACAGUUGCCCUAACAAAGAUGACAAAACCAUACAUGUUCCAUCAAAUGGUAUCUCCUCUAGAGGACAAUUUCAAGUCAAGAUGUUCAAAUUCAUAGGCAAAGACUAUGACUAUGUGUUCUUGCACUGUGAAGUUCAUUUAUGCAGAAAAACAUCAGGUUCAUGUCUUCCAGACUGUACUGGAAGAGGGUCUCGUAGUUCUAGUCCCAAUGGCAAAAUUGUGAGCAUUGGGCCAAUACAAGUUGGGAAUUCACAGAACACCAUUGGACCAGUGGAAUCUGACCAUCUUGAGUCCAACCAAACACAAGCAGUAAGGGUUCUCCUACAAGUAUACCAGGGGACUAGGUGUAAGGAUACAAAAUGGUGGUACAAGGAGUUGAAAGGAGAAGAUGGAGAAAGUGAGGAUAAUAUUUCAAGUGAAACGUGGGCUAUUAACUGUCUUCUCCAACUUUAUGUUCUCAAGACUGAAAGUUGGAACUUAAACUAUGGCCAGUAA
Messenger RNA from Pelobates fuscus (common spadefoot toad), 1272 nucleotides. Its product is annotated as uromodulin-like. The record is from RefSeq and is a predicted model, not a curated record. Gene Ontology annotation, biological process: neutrophil migration. The transcript has 11 exons. Gene Ontology annotation, cellular component: cell surface; apical plasma membrane. NCBI's taxonomy places the organism in Eukaryota, Metazoa, Chordata, Amphibia, Anura, Pelobatidae. Bases 67 to 1272 code for a protein of 401 amino acids.